Molecule: messenger RNA, 875 nt
Organism: Fimicolochytrium jonesii
Lineage: Eukaryota; Fungi; Chytridiomycota; Chytridiomycetes; Spizellomycetales; Powellomycetaceae
Product: PUA-like domain-containing protein
Exons: 5
Coding region: 182-730 (182 amino acids)
Biological process (GO): formation of translation preinitiation complex
Molecular function (GO): RNA binding
Source: RefSeq, a predicted model, not a curated record
CUGGCCAGAUCGGACAACCCUAACCCAGACCCUAACCGCAGACCUCCUUACGGACUGAGAGAGAAGCAAGGAGAUUCGGUGCCCGUUCGCAGACAUCCCACAUACAUACUAAAACGCAAGUUCACUAAGUGCAACGAGGGAAGCUUUCCGAGAGUCUCCACUCACCGAAAAGGUCGCGCCAAUGUUCAGAAAGUUCAACCCCCGGGAGGACAUAUCCGGAAAGUCAAAGGUCAAGUCGUCCGUACAGCGUGCCAUCCGGUCAAAGAUCCUGGAACAGUAUCCAGCACUCAACCCAUACGCGGACGAGCUGUUGCCGAAGAAGGAGCCGCUGAUACUGAUCAAGUGCCAUGACCGGGUCAACAUUGUAAUGCAGAAUGAUGAAGUGCUGUUCUUCAACCACCACGACGGGCCGUACUACCCAACACUGAAGCUGCUGCACAAAUACCCAGACAUCAUGACAAAGGUACAAAUAGACCGAGGCGCCAUCAAAUUCGUCCUAUCGGGAGCAAACAUCAUGUGCCCGGGUUUAACGUCAAAGGGAGGGCGGUUAGGAGACGAUCUGGAGGUGGAUGCGCCUGUGGCUGUUUUGGCGGAGGGAAAGGAGCAUGCUCUGGCGUUGGGGGUGAUGAAGAUGAGUUCUAAGGAGAUAAAAUCGGUGAAUAAGGGCCAUGGAAUCGAUCUGGUGCAUUAUCUCAACGAUGGGUUGUGGAAGAACCGCGUUGAGCCGUAGACUAUUGGGUGGACGGACGAGAGUUUUGUGUCUUAAGUUCGCGCUAAAUGAAGACAUAUGCCAGACUGCCUACUAGCUACUUUGCGUGAACCCACGCAAAGACCAGAUGGACGUAUUUGUACGUACUGUAUACUAAACGUAUGGA